AUGAUGAAGAGGUUGUUGGGUGGACCUGGAACAGUGAGUGGAUUCUUGUUGCGGUUCGGACAAUGUGCAUUUGGUGCUGCUUCCAUCAGCGUCAUGGUUACUUCUUUUGGCUUCUCUACCUACACCGCUUUUUGCUAUUUAACUGCAUCAAUGGGACUUCAGGUUCUCUGGAGCUUUGGACUUGCUUGUCUUGAUAUUUAUGCAUUGAGAAAAAAGCGAGACUUACAAAAUCCAAUUCUUGUUAGCCUGUUUGUCGUAGGCGAUUGGGUAACAGCCAUUUUGUCACUAGCAGCUGCAUGCUCAUCAGCAGGAGUCAUAGUUUUAUAUACGAAAGACGUGGAUAUGUGCGCGACUCAUAAGAUAAUCCCUUGCCACAGGUACCAGGUGUCUGUAGCCAUGGCUUUCGUCACCUGGUUUCUUACCGCAAUAUCAUCACAUGUGAUGUUUUGGAUAUUGGCCUCAGUCUAG
Molecule: messenger RNA, 468 nt
Organism: Lathyrus sativus (Indian pea)
Lineage: Eukaryota; Viridiplantae; Streptophyta; Magnoliopsida; Fabales; Fabaceae
Source: the annotation of a GenBank genome assembly